Molecule: messenger RNA, 681 nt
Organism: Condylura cristata (star-nosed mole)
Lineage: Eukaryota; Metazoa; Chordata; Mammalia; Eulipotyphla; Talpidae
Gene: ARRDC1
Product: arrestin domain containing 1
Exons: 4
Biological process (GO): protein transport
Cellular component (GO): cytoplasm
Molecular function (GO): ubiquitin protein ligase binding; ubiquitin-like ligase-substrate adaptor activity
Source: RefSeq, a predicted model, not a curated record
AUGUCCAGGGUGGAAACCGUGCAGGCUGCCCGAGAUGGCCGAGGGGGUGGUCGAGGGGACGCGGCGGAGAAGUUUGCUGGGACUGGGGUGUUCCCUGGAGGAGGCCUCCUGCCACUGACUGUCCGGAGCCGCCCCGGGGUCAGGCCUGUGUCCACACAGGUCGGCGGGCCCAGGGCAGAGUCUGACCCAGGAUCACGAGCCGGGCCUGCCGGGGGUCUCCGGGUGACUGCAGCCUCCGUGCCUGGGGGAGGGCAGGGAAUCCUCCGACCUCCCCGGUGCCCGGGGGCACUGCCUGGCCCCCAGGUGCUGCUGGCCGGCCUGUGUCCUGGGCAGGGGCAGGGCGGAGCCCUGCCCGGAGCUGGCUCACGCGUGCUCCCCGCAGCCAUCCGCGUGAGCUGCACGGGCGCCUGCAGGGUCUCCGGCAAGGCCAACGACUCGACGUGGGCGGCGGAGGAGAGCUACGCCAACAGCUCGCUCUCGCUGGCUGACAAGGGGAGCCUGCCGGCCGGAGAGCACAGCUUCCCCUUCCAGUUCCUGCUUCCUGCCACGGUGCCCACGUCCUUCGAGGGCCCGUUCGGGAGGAUCGUGUACCAGCUGCGGGCCGCCAUCGACACCCCGCGCUUCUGCAAGGACCGCCAGUGCAGCCUGGCGUUUUACGUCCUGAGCCCCCUGAACCUGAAC